Bursaphelenchus xylophilus (pine wood nematode) is the source of this 852-nucleotide messenger RNA. NCBI's taxonomy places the organism in Eukaryota, Metazoa, Nematoda, Chromadorea, Rhabditida, Aphelenchoididae. The record is from the annotation of a GenBank genome assembly.
AUGAGUCUCAGUCAAGGAGGGACGGAUUUCACGGAGAUUUUUGGCAACCCCUUUAAUAAAAAGCCGGAGAAAACGAAGCCUCCGGAACCUGUAAGUUUUCGCUAUUUUUUUCUUGUGACCGUGCAAUUUUAGGAGCCUGAAUUCGAAUACACACCUUCUGCGUACUUCACACUAGUCGAUCAGAUGAUAGGAAGCCGAUCAAGGCCGUGGAACCCCGAGAGGACACCGGUUAUGCCGAAAAUGGUGAGUUUUUGUUGUUGUUCUUGGUUUUUAGUGAUAAUGUGAGAGAAAUCCUGGUGAAUAGGCCCUUGACUUUGUUCCAGAUGCUGUCCCUACCACCCAUGUCAAAGGAAGAGUUGAUGAUCCAUCGGACGAUGGAGAAUUGCGCCUUCAAAGCAGCACUUUCUUUUGUUCUUGGAGGAGGAGUCGGAGUUGCUUUUGGUUUGUUCACAGCAUCCGUUGACCCAUCGUUGAGCUUUAACAAAGACCCGACUAAGCCUGUAAGGACCAUUAUGUAUCUUUUCAAAGCAAAUUUUAGACUGAUUUUAAAUGUUGUAUUAUGUUAUACUAGACACCUCAAUCUUUCAGUUGACAUUCCGCGAGACUUGGAUUGAAAUGCGCGGCCGAAUGGUCUCAUAUGCGAAGAACUUUGCCUCUCUGGGUCUGCUCUUUGCCGGAACCGAAUGUAUCCUCGAAACUGCUCGAGGGAAGUCGGAUUGGAAGAAUGGAACCUUCUCUGGUGGAAUUGUAGGUGGAAUUAUUGGUCUUCGAGCAGGAGUAAAACCCGCGCUAUUUGGAGCAGCUGGUUUUGCAGCAUUCUCAACAAUAAUCGACCAUUAUCUCAGACAUUAG